Molecule: messenger RNA, 5553 nt
Organism: Bacidia gigantensis
Lineage: Eukaryota; Fungi; Ascomycota; Lecanoromycetes; Lecanorales; Ramalinaceae
Exons: 3
Coding region: 1-5553 (1850 amino acids)
Molecular function (GO): protein binding
Source: RefSeq, a predicted model, not a curated record
AUGGCAGAUGGGCUUUCCUUGGUGGCUAGCAUAAUUGCCGUCCUCGAACUGUCUGGAAAGGUGCUCAGAUAUGCCAAAGCGGUUAAAGAUGGAGCGGGCGAACGGGCUCAACUUCUCAAAGAUCUCAUCAAUAUUCAAGGCUCUUUGAAUUCCCUUCGAUCUCAUAUCGAGCUCUCUGAGCCUACCGAUCCGUGGUUACGUGCGAUACAAGAUCUCGCGCAGCCCAGUGGACCAUUAGAGACCUACAAAGCCGCUUUAGAGCGGCUCCUCAACAAAUUGGACCCUACCAAUGACGAUGUCAGGAAGCGCAAUCUCUUCAAAAAGGCAGCCUCAUCCUUAGCGUGGCCUUUCCAAACAGGUGAAGUCACAAACAUUCUAGCCACGAUCGAGCGUCAACAAAGGCUCUUCAACCUUGCCUUAUCGUUGGACUCUAUGACACUCACCAGAGCAAUAAAGGCUGAUUUACAUGACAACAAGAUGAUUCAGCGAGUGAUGACAUCGGAUUUGAAGCAAACGCGGACCGAUAUCCAGGAAAUACUGGACAUAUCUCGGAAUCGGGCCGAGAAUGAAGUACUAGAAUGGCUUUCAAUUCUACAACCGCAGAAGAACCAUUCCGAUAUCAGCUCUCGUAGGACUUCAGGCACGGGAGAAUGGAUUAAGGAGACCAAGCAAUUCGAUGAAUGGUUCAAGAAGCUCGGUCCAAGCAAUGUUCUCUGGUGCAGUGGUAUUCCUGGCUCUGGAAAGACAUAUAUUUCCUCUAUGAUCAUUGAUUUCCUGAAAAAGGUGACCAUUGGGGAGCAAGGGGCUGUAGCUUUCAUCUAUUGCGACUAUCAUUUGUUAGAGAGAGAUCUAGAGAAGGACUUAUCGAACAUCACAGGGGCUCUGCUCAGACAGUUGCUGGCUACAGAAGCAAGACUACCCACAGCACUGAUUGACCUUUACAAGCAGACCAGCAGGUCAACUAAAGCGCUUCGGCUAGAUAAGCUCCAAGAAAUCCUAAUUUCACUCUGCAACGAGCGCCCGAGGUACAUAGUCAUUGACGCGUUGGACGAGUAUGGACACACAGGUGAUAGGCAGGCAUUCUUGAAGUUGCUCAAAAGACUAGAGGCCACACAAGCAAUGCUAUUUUACACGACUCGACCAGAUCAAAAGGAUAUUGCAAAGCACUUGAAAUUCCGCCCUCACAUACAGGUUGAGGCUUCCGAGUCAGACAUUACCGAGUUUCUGAAUCAACAGAUAAAUGAUAGAAUCGAGGAGGAAGAAGAACUUGAAGACCUCCUAACGCGGGAUUUCAGGAAUGAAAUCAUUUCAACCCUUGUCAGCAGAGCCAAUGGAAUGUUUCUGCUACCAAGUUUGCAAGUCCGGUCUGUAUUGGAUCAAAUCUCGCCCGCCAAAAUCCGCGAAACCCUCGUCGCGUUGCCAGAAGGCCUCGAAGCGCAAUUUGAAGCUACGCUACAGCGAAUCCGGAAUCAGCCAAAGGAACGUCGAGAGAUCGCAAUGAAGACCCUUUUGUGGGUUUCUCAUGCCUUUGCGACGAUUGACCUAGCUAUGUUGCAACAUGCGCUAGGCGUUGAAGCUGGCGACAAGAUCCUCGACCAUUCAAAAUUGACCCCAAUGAGCCUACUAAGACACAGUAUUGCAGACUUUUGCCACGGUUUGAUUGUCAUUCAGAAAGAAACAUCUCAAGUUAGGCUUGUACACUACACCCUUCAAGAAUUUUUUGAAAGCCAGGAUCUGCAGUCGUACUAUCCCGCUGAGAAAAUGCUAUCUGAAGUAUGCCUGACGUACGUCCUAUUGAAAGAUUUUGCUUCGCCGCCUCCUUCCGACGACGAGUCGUACAACAACAUGUCUGCAUUAUAUCCUCUGUAUUGGUACGCGAAUCAGAAGUGGGGUGUCCAUGUUCACCGUCUAUAUCAUCAACAGAAGCCCCUAGAAAUAGAACAACUAAUGUUCAGGUUUGUCUUCAGCCCGCUGCUUCUCGCACGAGCGGCUCAGAGCUUGUCUGCGAUGUUAUACAAUAAUCAGCCUUUACAUAGUGGAGCUAGCCAGGACUAUGCAAGAAUAAUUACACCGGUCCAUUAUGCGGCUUAUUUUGGUUUGCCUUCCCUCUUGCAAGAAGCUUUGACACGUGAAUUUGACGUCAAUAUAUCUAUUGUAGAAGGGCGUCUCAUAGGAUGGACCGCAUUACACUUUAUCGCUGAGAACUUGAUAGGAGAUUCUUAUGGACCAUGGUUCACGAAUCUUCUUAUUGAGCAAGGUGCAAAGGCGAAUGCUCAAUCAAGCACAGGUGAAACGCCACUGCACAUUGCUGUUCGAAGCAAUCGUCUCGAGACCUCGAAAGCACUUAUGGUUCAUGGAGCUGAUCCUGAAGCUCAAGACUCUAACGGGCUCAGGCCUUUGCAUUUCGCUGCUCGAUCAGGCGCCAAUGCUAUAGUAGUCUAUCUACUGGAAUCUGGCUGUGAGGUAUCACCACAGAUGUCGGACAUGCGAUCAACUCCAUUGCACAUGGCCAUCGGUCAAGCCCAAAUUCAAACUGCAAAAACACUUCUGGGGUACACUACUGACUUGGAAAAGCAGAACAAAUUUCUUCAGACACCCCUGCACAUUGCUGCCUCAGGCGGACAAGUUGAGACUAUAACAUGGCUCCUGGACAAAGGAGCCUCCAUAGAUGCGAAAAACAAUUUCUUUGGCACUCCACUGACGGCAGCUGCUGCUGCAAAGGAGAAUGGGGCAGAGUGCAUCCGUCUUCUUAUCGAGCGAGGGGCAGCGGUGAAUUUGAGGACCAAAGCAAACGACUCGGCCUUGAUUUUCGCCGCCAUUUCUGGUCACCCUGAUGUUGUAACAGCAUUACUUGAUAGGGGCGCCGAUCUCUUAGGCCAUUAUGAAGGAGGAGAUACCGCACUUCAUGCAGCAGCGUCCAGGGGAUUUGAGGAAAUUUGCCAGGUGUUGCUUGAAAGAGGCGCAGAAAUUGACGCGAAGAAUGAAUGGGGCAACACAGCCCUGCUUCUAACCUCUAAACAUGAAGGCACAGCGCAAAUGCUUUUGGAACACGGAGCGAAUAUUGAGACGAAAAAUACAGACGGCAAUACCGUGCUGCACAUGUGUAUAAUCUAUGGGCCUGAAGGUCUAGACGACGACAGUGUGAUUAGAGCAAUGCUUGAAAAGGGUGCGGACAUUCUUUUGUCUACGUUCAAUGAGGAAGGGCAGACCGCGGUGCAUCUUGCGUCAAUGGAAGGGAAAACGAAAAUUCUGAGGACACUCGUACUAAGGGGAGCGUCAGCAUCUAUGAAGACUUCUUACGGCACAACAGCGUUGCACUAUGCCGCUCGGAACAGUCUUGCAAGCACCCAAUUCUUGAUUGACAGUGGAUGUCCCGUCGAUGAUCAAGACUCCUUUGGUCAUACAGCCUUGCACGUCGCCACAGUAGCCGGGAAUAUUGAAUGCGCACAUUACCUUCUUGACAACGGCAGUUCAAUCAACAUGAAAGACAAUGAAGAGGCUACAGCGCUCCACCUUGCGGCGAAAGAUGGUCUCGAAGAGAUGGCACGCCUUUUUAUCCAACAUGGAGCAAGUCUAGAAGAUAGGAUGAGUGAAACGACGGCACUUCAUAUCUGCACUGUGAACGACCACGGUGACGUCGUACGAUUACUCAUAGAUGCCGGUGCCAACAUUGAGGCUACUGACUCGCAGAAUUGCACUGCACUGCACAUGGCGUGCGAAAAGGGAAACGACGAAAUUGUACGCCUGCUCUUGGAUAAAGGCGCCAAUAUAAACGCAUAUGCGCUCAUGGAAAAUGACACCUUUACGGGGGCAGAUCCCGAAGUCAAAACAGGCUGGGGCUCCACAGCCCUACAGUUCGCCUGCGAGUCAGAUGAUGAGGCGAGUGUAGCAAUAGUCAAAUCUCUCGUGAAUCAUGGAGCUGACUUGAACGCACGAGACCUCAGACAAAGCACCGCUUUGUUCGUGGCGGCUUUAAAUGAUUCUGCAGCGAUUACGAAGAUCCUGAUAGACAGUGGGGCUGCGCUGGAGGCUAUGAAUAAUGAGGGUUGGCGUGCUAUACACUGGGCCCUCCGCAAGAUAGAAAAUCUAAAUGCACUUAUCGAUGCCGGCGCUGAUAUUGAUGCAGUAAUUGCAGGGGGUGGUACUUGCUUGCAUGGUGCGUGCAAUCUUGGCCUUGACGGCACAUGCGAUCUACUUCUGGACAAAGGCGCAUCUCUUGACGUUAUAGAUAAUAUCGGCCGAACCCCAUUGGCUCCCGCAAUUAUCAACGAGCACGUCCAUAUCGUAAGCCGUCUUUUAGAUCGAGGAGCAGGUCUGAGUAUACCAGAUAAGAAUGGACACUCAGCUUUGCACCAUGCAGUCUUCUCCGCAACCCAAUCGGACGACGCAAUACGGGAAACUUUGGACACCUCAAAUAGUGAAACGAAUCUUGAGAACACUGACGUCAAAGCUGCACAAGGUACGACCAGUAUAAUUGAUCCGAAAGAAACCAUGACCAAUGACUCUACCAAAGACCAAGAAGGAAAGGCCCUUAGGACAGCGAUAGAAAGUGCACGAACCAGACGAGUAGAAAUUUUCCAGCUUGUCCUCGCACGAUCAUCGAAUAUCAAUAUUCAAGACAACAGCCGAUCGACACCACUUCACAUCGCUGCCUAUGCCGGAGCCCCUCAUAUCAUAAUCAGCCUCUUGAAAGCAGGUGCAGACCCCACAAUCACUCAGAAUAUGGAUUUUACAUCUCUACACAUGGCGAUCUGCGGCAAAAGCUUCCCUUGCGUAAAAGCCAUUCUAAAUUACACAGACUAUGAUCUCAAUGCCCAAAACACUUCAGAGUCUUUUCUCGCCCGGGCAAUAACACUUGAUGACAAAGCAAUCUUCCACUAUCUCAUCGCUCAAGGUGCUAAGAUGGAAACAAAAGAUUCUUUCGGCCGCACCGCACUCUUCACAACAGUCUCUAGCACAGAUAUCGACCGACAGUACGCACAAGUCUCAUUUCUUCUCGGUAACGGCGCUUCCGUUCAAACAGAAGACAUCAACGACAUCCCACUCAUUCUACAGGCAGCCAAGCGCACAACCCGAGCUACCCUCCAACUACUCUUUUCACAUGGCGCCUCCGCGACCGCAAUUGGUCCACAAAACUCUACAAUUGUGCAUUGGGCGGUGGAGUCUGAAGGGCUUGAGAACUUAGCCACUGUGGUCGAACAUGGCGGGGACAUCAACGCUAAGAACAUACAUGAGAUGACGCCACUACUCUUCGCUUGCUUUCAUGGGCACACCGAUCUUGUAGAGCUGUUGAUCCAGCGGGGAGCAGAUCUCGAGACGUCGGAUGAUGAAGGAUUUACGCCGUUGAUGAUCGCAAGUGAGCAAGGACACGAGCAUAUCGUCACGUUAUUGCUUGCGCGGGGCGUGGAUGUGGGUAAGAAGGAGAAGAAGGGAAGGACUGCUAUCACUGCUGCGAAAUUGAACGGGCGAGAGAACGUCUUAAGAAUGUUACUUGAACAUGGAGGCGGUAUGGGGGAGGCAACGGCGAUACCUAAUCGGAGCAAAGGUCAAUGA